Molecule: messenger RNA, 3869 nt
Organism: Cricetulus griseus (Chinese hamster)
Lineage: Eukaryota; Metazoa; Chordata; Mammalia; Rodentia; Cricetidae
Source: RefSeq, a predicted model, not a curated record
UACACACAGAUUAUUGGAUCUGAAUGCUCACAGCUCUGCUCAGUCAGUCCUUCCUCAUGCAAUCCUCCCUCUGUCCUGAAGUAUGUGGGAUCCCUUGUGAGGGCUCUUGAGCAAGCCAGCCUACGUGCAGUGUGAUGACCUGAAAACCCAGUCAUCUCCAGCCUCUGCGAUGGGAGCAUGAGUCACCUAGCUCUUAGAAUGUUGCAUUUCCCAAGGUUCUUUUGGGGUUCUGCAAUCUGGGCACAACAUUUGGAGCAUUGUCUGGGAACCCCAACCCCUGCCCCCCAGGAACCGGAGUUCUGAAGGUUUUGUUUUUCAACUGAUUGUUGGUUCCGGGACCAACAGGGGAUCCAUCUACCAACCCAGUGGUCAUUAAUGUCCUUUUCUCAUCCACCCAACCUGAUUGGGAUUACAACACUGCCCAAGGUUCUGCCCAGGAGAUUGGGUCUUUGUACGAAGACACUACCACGAAACCCUGGAACUGAGAUGGAAGGGGCCUUAAGUAGAUCUGAUGACAACACCAACUGCCUUAAAGGUGAAUGGCAUUGCCAUCUGGAUCCACCAGUCCUGUGCCAGACUGACAGAUCCCUUAGCCACUCCGGAGGACUACAAGGGGGACACUUGGAAAGCAACCAGACAUCCCGUCAACCUGCUCAAGCUUCAAUUGCAAAGGACACCCUCGAGUUGAUCCUGAUCUGCCUGCUGCUGCUAUGUCUGCCUUUCCCUGCUGCUACAGCCCACAACCCGCAUUUGCCAGUCAACACCACCUGGCUGCUGAUCAACAAUGGGACCGGAAAACUGGCCAACUCUACCUCGUCCAGCAACUAUCCCAAGGACACCUGGUAUCCCGACCUGUAUGUAGAUCUAUGCGAUUUGGUGGGCAGCGAUUGGGACCCCUCGGAUCAUGAGCCGUUCCCAGGGUAUGGCUGUAAUUCUCCCGGGUUCCGAGCUAGCACCCGAAGCCUAGAGUUCUAUGUCUGUCCUGGACAUGACCGCUCCAAGACUCAACAAGCUAAAUGUGGGGGCCCCAGGGAAGGGUACUGCGCAUCCUGGGGUUGUGAAUCCACUGGGUGGAUCAACUGGCAUCCCCCAAUAACGGGGGACCUCAUUACCGUCCAGAGGGCGGGAGAUUUAAAGACAGUAGGCACGGGAAUAUGCACUCAUGACAACCAACGAGUUGACUGUGGCCCCUGCUAUGAUAAAGAGCAGUUCCCCUAUCAUCUUUGGGCCACUGCAGGGGGACGAUGCAAUAUGCUAGUUAUCAGCUUUACAGAGGCAGGGAGAAAAGCAGACUGGACAACGGGAAAAACUUGGGGCCUACGCCUUUAUAGGACAGGUUACGAUCCGGUGCUGCUCUUCACCCUGCACCGUACCUCCAGCCCUAUACCAACAACCAUAGGACCAAAUAAGGUAUUAGACCCAAUAGCGCCCCCUCCUCAAAGACCUACUCAGCCGCUCCUGACAACCACAGGCUCGCAGGAGCGUUCAUUUCCAUAACUCCCAAUCUCUCUCUACCUAUGUCUCCCAGAGUCUCAUCAGCCAGGGACAACCUUCUACAAGUUCUCCAGCAGUCAUUUUUAUUUCUAAAUGCCACCAACCCUAACGCUAACAAAUCCUGUUGACUAGGCUACACCACUGCCCCACCAUACCUUGAAGGAAUUGCCCUGCUAGGAUCAUUCUCAAGCAGUAGGGACCCAGCUUCCUGUAGAUGGCGGUCUAAAGCUUCCCUGGCCCUUCAGUUGGUCUCAGGGCAGGGAACUUGUGUGGGCACAGUGCCCCUUAAGUCAUCGGCACCUUUGCAAUCAAACUACCCCUAUUGUAAAUGGGACCAACUACCUUAUACCCCACGAUGACACUUGGUGGGCUUCCUCUACUGACCUGACAUCUUGCAUCCCCCAACAAGUGCUUAUUAGAUCUAGCGGCUUCUGUGUCCUCAUCAGAGUCCUUCCCCUCCUGAGCUAUCAUUCUGAGGAACAAAAGAGAGCCUAUCACAGCAUUAACUCUAAGCCUCCUUCUGGGGGCAGGAAUUGCUGCUGGUAUAUGUACUGGAACCACAGCACUCAUACAACAAAGACAAUACUCUUCCAGCCUAAGGGAAAGCUUAGACUUUGAUCUCAAAUGGGCUGAGGAUUCUAUCACUCAUUUACAAGAUUCCCUAAGCUUCCUAGAAGAGGUAGCCCUACAGAAUCGGAGUGGGCUAGAUCUUUUAUUCCUACAAGAGGAAGGUCUUUGUGCAGCCCUAGAAGAGAAAUGUUGUUUUUUACAGAGACCACUUGGGGAGAAUAAAAGACAACAUGGCCAAGAUCAGAGAAGGACUAGAAAAACGCAGGAGGGAACGAGACGCCAACCAAGUAUGGUUUAGGUCCUGGUUUCACAGUUCCCCCUGGAUGGCCACCCUGGCGUCUGCUCAUAUAAGCUCCCUCCUAAUACUCCUUGCUUCUGAUGCUAGGUAUUAUUAACAGACUAGUCGAGUUUGUAAACGAGCGCCUGGGUACAAUCCAACUAAUGGUUCAAAGAUCACAAACUUAUAAACCCCCACCCCAAACCUCUCCAGAAUUUUUCCGAAUUGUUGACCAGUAACCCAGGAUUGGGUUACUCUUGAUACACAGAGAAAAUGGGGUGGGGGAUAAAAGGCCAGAAACUGCUGCUAGCUCAGUUCCCCUUGCCUAAACCCCCGGUUCUCAGAAAACGGAAUCUACCCCCAAGCUAUGUCAAAGUCCAGUUGUUAGCUCUUAGUCCUCAGGAGUAAAAGUAACUGCCAGACUGUGGGCACACCUAGAGAUAAAGCGAUAGAAAUUCCUAAAUCCCCUCUCAAGAUAAGUGACUGGCCAACUUGCAACCCCCAUGCCUCUGCUUAACCUUGGUUUACCUUGGCCAACUCUUUGGGAUUUUCUCUCCCUCAUCUUUGAACUCCUGCCUUUCCUGAUAACUAAAACUAAAGGCCUAAGAAUUCUGAUUGGAUACUUAAGUUCUACCUUCUGUUCCCAGUUUAAACAUGUCUUAAACAGGUCUCUGCUUCUGGCAGAUGCAUCUGAACAUCAGUUGCUGACUACAGACUGCUCUUAAGGACUGUGAGCCCUGGGCAUGCUGUGGACAUGAACCAGUCCAGCCGAUGUGGAUACUUCUUGUCUCUUCAAACGAGCCAUUUUUUUUUUUUAAUUCCCUGUUGCUCUUGACUGGCAUUUCAGCCUUCUUAGGUUCCUAACAAUGCCCUGAAGUCAGCAGGAAGUAGCACAGGAAAGAAUACAUCGCCUCUUUUCCCUGGUUUCCCUCACAUGGAGGACAAUAUGAUGCCAGUAUCACUCCCCCAGUGAAAUCUGUCAGCUAGUAGCUUACAGGGCCUGCUAACAUUUGGGCCCUAUAUUGUUAAUUUCCUGCCAGAAACCAAGGGAUUGGUUUUGACGAAAAGUCGAAGGGAGAGAUGAGAGGGAAAAAUUAAUAAAAGUCUAAAACUUGAACUCCAAAGCUCAAAUAGGAAAAUACUUAAGCUUCUCUGAGUUCCCAAAAGGCAGCCCAACAGACAAGGUUAAACAUAGGUCCACAUGACUCAAGGCCAUAGACCAGAUAUCACAACCUUAAGCUGUGUUGACAUUCCUCUAGUCCAAAGAGGAUCAGAUAGUUAUCAAUUGUAGAAGUCCCCAGCCCAGGAGAUCAUUAACAAACUCAUUUCCUCUGCAGCAUCCUGUUUAAUUGCACCUUGCCUGAAGCAUACAAUCAUUGUCCUAUCCAGUGUAACCAGGGAAGUUUUGUGAUCUUGGGGCUUCCAGCCCUACAAUUUUCCCCUAUAAAAACACCCUUCAGUCAAAAGUGGGUACUCCAUUUUUUCCUGAACGAAUGGGGUCCUUGUUUCAGCUGGAAUCCUCAAGUCA